Messenger RNA from Temnothorax curvispinosus, 1497 nucleotides. RefSeq names its product nucleic acid dioxygenase ALKBH1 (gene AlkB). The record is from RefSeq and is a predicted model, not a curated record. Lineage: Eukaryota; Metazoa; Arthropoda; Insecta; Hymenoptera; Formicidae. Gene Ontology annotation, cellular component: nucleus; cytoplasm. Gene Ontology annotation, molecular function: oxidative RNA demethylase activity; broad specificity oxidative DNA demethylase activity; ferrous iron binding. Bases 334 to 1251 code for a protein of 305 amino acids. Gene Ontology annotation, biological process: oxidative RNA demethylation. The transcript is spliced from 4 exons.
GCGUGUGCUAUUAUGUUUCGUAUCAAAUCCUGACUCAUUUUCUGUAUAAUCCUUAAGAAUGUAUAGGAUGUACAGAUAUAGUUUCUGGACCCAGUUACAUAAAAUGUGAUUAUAGAAUGUCACGUUGCCCGCAUAACUUCUAUAUAUAUAUUUCUUUCCGACUUUUUUGGCAUGAUUUGAGCGCGAUUGCAACCCCGCGUGUUUAGAAUCGUAUUUCGAAAUUCGACGAAAGAAAGCGCCCGCAGACGUCAUCUGAGUCAUCUCGCGUUUGGCCGCUGGCGCUAGCUCUAGCAAAGUGCGAAGGAAACAUGGCGGCCGCACGAUCGAGGAAAAAUGUUUCGGGACAGUUUCAAAUACUACAAAAGCCGAAAUCCCACACCCGAUCUCGGCAACGUGAUCGAUCUCGAAAGUCCAGAUCGCGUCGGGGUUAGAAAGAUCGAGGCGCGCAUAACUGGCGAAUGGACCGAGAACAAUUUCGGCCUCAAUUCGGUGAGGAAAUGGAGCAUUUACGAGUUAUUGGCCAUUCCUGGAUUCAUCUUUAUCCAGAAUCCAUUUACACCUGAUGGCCAACGAUACUGGACCACAAAAUGUCUGAAAGAUUACUCUAAGGAGCCAUACAAGUUAAAUAUAGACGCUCAUAACAUUUUAGAUAACGAAACGUGGUGGGACAUAUGUUUUCAGAAGGACAGGGCUAAAACUCUCCUACCCAAGCUGCGAUGGGCGACACUGGGAUAUCAUCACAAUUGGGACACAAAAUUAUACUCGGAAAACUCGAAAAGCGACAUGCCGACGGAAUUAUCCGGCCUAACGUCCGUUUUGGCAAAAGCAUCAGGUUUCUCGGAUUUCAAAGCGGAAGCUGCGAUUGUGAAUUACUAUCGGAUGAACUCAACUUUAGCGGGGCAUACGGAUCAUUCGGAAAUGAACGUUACAGCGCCACUUUUCUCCAUAAGUUUCGGACAGACAGCGGUAUUUCUGAUUGGUGGUCUUAGACAGGAAGAUCCGGCUAACGCUAUUUUUCUGCGGAGUGGUGACGUAGUGAUAAUGUCGGGAAGCUCCCGUCUGAGAUAUCACGGAGUGCCGCGGAUUUUACCAGGGUCCAAAGCACCCUGGGACGACAAUUGUGAAGGUAAUAGUGAAGGUCCCGCGUACAAUCUGGACGAUUGGCGCAAAGCACGAACUUACAUCACCGAAGCUAGGAUUAAUAUGAAUGUAAGACAGGUUUUGAAACCUGGGCAGAUUGUAUUAUACUGAACCGCAUUGUGAUUUUAUGUACAUAAAUAUUAAAGAUAUAUAUGGAAAUGGGUACACAGAAUUAUAAUAUUGUUUGAAUUAUAAUAUUAAGUUACACUGGUGAUUUUAAGUAAUUUUAGACAAUUCAGUUACUUUACAGAAUUUCAUAAAAAUUUAAAGAUUGAUAAUGUAUGAAAAAUACUGAAUAAUGUAUAGCCUAAUUUUUUUUAUGUAGUGUUCUGCAUUUUUAUAAAUGUAUUUUCUGCC